UGGGAAGAAGGUGGUGGUCCGACAGAGCACCAGCGACUGCGGCCGUAAGGACCGCAACCGCGAGUAGACAGUGUGGGCGGGAAUGUGGUCAUAUCAUCAAUAAAACAUACGAAGCGAAACGGGGACGAGUUUAAAAUAUUGCAGACGGCUGAUUGCCCUAUCAUGUGAUGUGCCAUCGCGAGCUGGACGCAGCUGUAUGGGGCAGAGCUUGCAAGCUGUAACAUCUCCUUGGACUUUUGCAGAACGAAGAGAAGCAGCCAUGACGGUGCUGGAGAGGAAGUGGUCCACCCUGCACUAUGAGCUGGCGCAGUCCGGUGGCAAGAUCAAGCACAAGUACUGGAAACGGCAAUUCACUACGAGGACUCUAGCCUCAGUGGCCGCUCUCAUGCUGCUGAGUGUGACCUGCCUGGCUGGGGCCUACGUCCUGUGGUUCACUGCCACAGUCAACAACAUCGUUGACUCGGUCCUGACGUACCGGGAGGGCGACAUGUACUACAUGGACUGGCGCUACCCGCAGUACACGCCGUACACCCGGGUAUACAUCUACAACUACACCAACACGGAGGAGUUCUUGCGGGGAGACGCAAAGAAACUCAAAGUGGAGGAGAUAGGGCCUUACAUGUAUCGAGAGAAACUAGAGAAGGUGAACGUCACGUUCCAUGGCGACGGCGACACGGUGUCGUACCGCGAGAAGAGGCUGUUCACCUUCGUGCCGGAGGAGUCCGUCGGGACGGAGGAAGACGUCUUCGUGGUACCCAACGUGCCGCUGCUGACGGGCAUCUCGCUGGUGCGCGACAAGGGCUUCGCGGCUCAACUGGCGCUCCGCAGCGCCAUCUGGGCGCUCGACGUCGACAAGGGCGCGUUCGAGACCCUGCGCGUCAGCGAAUACCUCUUCGGCUACAACGACAAGCUGUACGACGCGGCGCAGGGCGCCUUGGACAUGAUCGGGACCAAGCUGCCCAGGCUCGGCAUGCUGACGUCGCGGAGCGGGGUGAACGCGCACGAGUACACGAUCCAGACCGGCACGCGCAACCACUCGGAGAUCGACGUGGUGGUCGCGCUGGACGGCAAGCCCGACCUGGGCGCGUGGGCCGAGCCCGAGUGCAACCGCAUCGACGGCGCCAUCGGAGCCAUCUACCAGGGCCCGCUGUGGGCGCGAGAGCGCCUGCACCUCUACCACGUGGACCUGUGCCGCCGCAUCAACCUGGACUUCCAGGAGGAGCGGUUGGCCAUGGGCGUCCUGCCCGCCUACCGCUACACCCCGCCGGCCGACUUCCUACACAACGCCCGAGACAACCCGGAGAACGCGUGCUUCACCCCGCGCUACUUCGGCGAGUGGCCGUCGGGUGUGUUCCCCAACGCGCCCUGCUUCGAGAACGCACCGGUGUUCGUGUCCUUCCCGCGGUUCUACCAGGGGGACCCCAAGCUGCGCCAGAUGGUCGAGGGCGUUGGCGAGCCCGAGAAGGACAAACACCAGCUCUACCUGGACCUGCACCCCCAACUGGGGCUGAACCUCGGCUGCGCGGUCCGGAUCCAAGCCAACAUGAUGGUGCGGAAAGCGCCGCUUGUCGGCAACUACCUCGACGCGUUCGAGGACGGCACGAUUCUUCCCAACAUGUGGUUCGAGUCGAUCAUCGACCAGUACGACCCCUGGACCUUUCGACGCACCUGGCACGCCACCUUCACCCUGCGCUGGUGCGAGACCGGUUUCAAGUACGCCUUGCCGCUGCUCGCCGCCCUCUUCGGCGUCCUGGCGACCCGCAGAAUGCGGCGUUGUGUGGACCGGGGAGAGGAACUCUGCACGGCGAACAAGACCGAGGUGGAGCUGCAGCAACUCCAGCAGCCCCUUACGACCGUGAGAUAAAACCACUGUCACUUGUAAGACUAAAUCAAGGCUUCAUCUGUGAUAUAAUUUUGUCAAGUUUGUGAAUGUUGCGUACACAAUGUUUUCUUUUGUUUUCUUUAAUGAAGUAAUGAAGUUACGUGGCAUGAGAGCUAUUCUUCACAGCCAAUAUUCAUAAAUGGCCUGCGCGGCUCGCCGGGGAAGAUGGAAGGUACACUGUAAAUCCGGGGUGUCCAGCUCGGUCCAGCUUGUAGGCGACAAAGUCGCCCGACCCGCAAAACUAGGCGACUUAUGUCGACUUUCUGCUGGACACCUUCCGGUCUUCCGGACAAUCGCAUGGGCACAAUGGGUGGAAUUCCUCUGAACUCAUACAAUGCAAUUACCCGGAAGAACAGCAGAAGGUGUCCAGCGGAAAGUCGACAUAAGUCACCUAGUUUUGUGGGUCAGGCGACUUUGUCGCCUACCUGCUGGACACCCCGGAUUUACAGUGUAGGCAAUGCAUUAGUGUUUGUAAUUUGCUUCAUUAGUGAACAAUUAGGGUGCGCCUUGGUGGGGCGCUCAGAGAGACAGGAGAGCAAGUCCGGUACGUCAGAGAGAGGAGAGGGCCUCUCGGAGGAGAAGCAUGCAGCGCAGAGCAGUCCAGUCCUGAAAACACUGUAGCGGUGCAAGGCACGGAGGACAUAGACUGUGUCCUCCGUGCAAAGCGGGCGUGCAAGCUGGCAAGUACAGAAAGAAGGGCUGAUUAGAAAGCUGACGGGACCGGGGUCCCGGGGGACCUAUGCAAUGUUUUAAUGGUGCAUUCGCAGGAUGCCAGACCAGGUACAGCACCAUGGACUUGUCGAUUAAUUUGUAGAGUAAGAAAAGCAAUGUAAGUUGUGAGUGCUGCGGAUAUUGUAUGACCAUGUAAGGCUGUGAUACUGAUAAAGUUAAUAAUUUUAACUGUUCAACACUAAGCUCCUAACUGUAGUGAUGGGAAAAGGAAAUUAAUAAAUGUUAAUAUGACCUGUG
Molecule: messenger RNA, 2851 nt
Organism: Frankliniella occidentalis (western flower thrips)
Lineage: Eukaryota; Metazoa; Arthropoda; Insecta; Thysanoptera; Thripidae
Product: lysosome membrane protein 2-like
Exons: 9
Coding region: 197-1864 (555 amino acids)
Cellular component (GO): membrane; cytoplasm
Molecular function (GO): scavenger receptor activity
Source: RefSeq, a predicted model, not a curated record